UGAGACUGAGCUGCUCUGGGGUAAAGGCGAGAGGAAAUGCCAUGCCAUCGCCCCGGUGCUCAAAUUUCUCUACGUGUAGACUGCUUUUAAAGGAGCCGUUUCCACUUCAUCGAGCUUUCCGUUGGGGGCACGCGGUUUACACGGAUAUGUAAAAGAACAUGUUGUUACAUUAGCUUUUGGUUAAUCGGUUGUAUCCUGAAACUGCUCCCACCCGAGGUGUCUCCUCCUACCGCUGAUAUGAGAGUCUCCUCAGCCUCCGCCGCACAGACACACGGCGCUGGCGCGGAUGCUUAAAAAUGCGCUGAAAAGGUGCACAGCAUUAUUUGGAGGAUAUUGAAUAUGCAAGAAUGUGUUGCUCUGCCCUUCUGCUGCUGACGGCCCAAAGCUCCCCGGAUCGAGUGGAAAAAACCCAGGCGGCAGUGACUUGGUUACCAUCAGACUAGAAAAUAUGGCACCUCAGCAACCUUCUAGCAUGGAGCAGCAGUCGGGGGAGCUAUGUGAGCCUGAAUCUGAGGAGGGACCAAAACAAGGACCAGGACCCCCUUCUGACCAAGUUCAUCCAGUUGCCCACGAUGCUCCAGAUGGAGGCUGGGGGUGGGUGGUCCUGGUGGCUACCAUCCUUGUCUUAGCCCUGACUCUGGCCUUCCCCUCCUGCAUUGGCAUCUUCUACUUAGAUCUCCAGGAAGAAUUUCAAGCCAGUAACAGUGAGACGUCUUGGGUGCCAUCGAUAAUGACGUCAGUUUUGCAUGCCGGAGGUCCUCUGUGUAGUGUGCUGGUGGAACGCUUUGGUUGCCGGGCAACAGUGAUGUUCGGUGGAGUUCUGAGUGGUUUUGGGAUGGCGGUCAGCUCUUUCUCGCAUUCAAUCGCUGACUUAUACAUUACCACCGGGGUCAUCACAGGUCUGGGUUUCUGUUUCAGUUUCCAGCCCGCGGUCACUAUACUUGGCCACUACUUUGUGCGCCGUCGUCCUUUUGCUAACGCGAUGUCCUCCACCGGUACUGCUCUGGGUCUGUCUACAUUGCCUUUUUUAGGUGACUAUCUGCAGAGUACGCUGGGCUGGAGAGGAAGUUUUCUGGUCCUCGGUGCUGUGCUGCUCAACUGCUGUGUUUGCGGAGCUGUAAUGAGACCCGUCAGGCCUCGCAAGCCCAGAAAGUCGAAAGUCGAGGCGAUAAGCAACGGUCCCAUACCCGAAGGCGCGAAGGGAUGCAUGCUGGGGAUCUUUCAGCGUUUAGCAUCAUCCCUCAGAAAACACAUGGCCUUUGACCUCUUCUGCAGUAACCCGCGCUUCCGUGUUUUUUCACUGGGCAUCACUUGGAUGAUGCUGGGGUUCGUGGUGCCGCUUAUUUACCUGGUCCCGUACGCAACCGCUCACAAAAUGGAUCCAAGCCGAGCAGCCCUGCUGCUCUCCAUCCUGGGCUUUGUCAACAUCUUUGUGCGUCCUCCUGUCGGACUGCUCUUCAGCCUGUCCUGGUUUAAAGGUCGACACAUCUACGUCUUCUCAGCCGCGCUCCUCUUAAAUGGACUCAGUAAUAGUAUCUGCUGCAUUUCGGCCAGUUUCUCAGUGCUGUUGAUGUAUGUGCUGACGUACGGGCUGUCCAUGAGCGUGGUAGGCUCACUGAUGUUCACCGUCCUGAUGGACACGGUGGAGAUGAGUCGAUUCCCAUCUGCGCCCGGCCUGUUGUCUAUCAUGGAAAGCGUUACGCUGUUAAUUGGACCUCCUCUCGCAGGAAUCCUCGUGGACCGGACUGACCAGUACACCUAUGUGUUUGUGGCCUGCAGCAUCACAGUGGCCUUAUCAGCCGUAUUCCUUAUGGUUUCCUUUUACUGGCUGGACUCCCGUGACGCAGCCCAGAAGAACGGCACACCAGCGUCUGGAUCUCCAGCUAAGCCUGCAGUCAGUUUGACCAAGGACUGCCAGUACAGCAGCGUGCCUACAGAUGGGGACAAGACCAAUAACCCGUCAUCAGAAGCAGAAAAAAUCACAGAUGCCUGACCUGUAUCAAUGUCCUUCAUGUCUUUGUUAAUCGUGAUCCGUAUCAGGCACACAAAUACGUUCCUUUGCCAUUUAUUAGUAGCACAGAAUGUGCUGUUUAUAACUGUUUUAUUUCAGCAUUAAACCAUGGUUGUUCUGUAUGUUUUUCAUGACACUGGUGUUUGUAAACGUCACUGGUUUGCCUUAUACAGUAUAUUAGUGUUAUGGCAUUACAGCGACCAAUCCGCUAAUGCAGUCCUUUGAAUUCAAGUAAAUAUUAUAAACGCUUCUUCAUCGAUGAUUCAGUUGACAGAAUGCUGAAGUUGUUUGCACAGGAAAUUAAGCUAUCAAGUCAGGAAAUCCUGAGCAUUAUGACUUAUGUUUUCAUCUCAUGCUUAUUAUAUUUCCUCAUUAUUAUUAUUUUUGCCAGUUACAUUACUCUUCAACAAUUUGAGGUUGAUAAGAUCUUUGAUAAGUCUCUUAUGUUAACCAAAUCUGCUUUUAUUUUAUUAGUAUUUUAAAUAACACUUUUUAAAAUUUUUGUAUAUUCAAAUUAUUUAAAUUUAAAUUAUUACUGCGAUGGUAAAACAGCCAUUACUCUGGUCUUCAGUGUCAUAUGAUCCUUCAGAAAUCAUCUGGUGCUCUAAACAUUUAUUCUUAUUAUAAAUGUUAAAGACGGUUAUUUUACUCAUUUUAUUUUUGUAAAUAGAAAGUUGAAAAGAACAGUGUUGAUUUGAAACAAACAUUUUAAUAUGUCCUUGCUGAAUUAAUUUCUCUUAAAAAAUCUUGCCGACCUCAAAUGUUUGAAAGGUAGUAUUAUCACAAUUUGUUUUAUGAACUUUUUGUGAUAUAAUACCAUGCACUGAGAGACCUGGCCCUUAAGGAAGAUUGUUGGUCUGUUGCAUCUACACGUCCAGUUCCCAAAGGGCAGGAAUAAUACUGUAUAAUAAAUAAUAUUAUUGCACAUACACUCAUAAAUAAUCAAGAUUUAAAAGUCAGACUUGUUUUCUGGUUCUCAGCGAUUAAGCAUGACAAUACCCUUUGUUUUUUUUGGUUUGCUAGUAUAUUAGUUUCACUGGUUAGUGCUGAAUAAGAUUGUGUUUAAACUAAGGGUGCAAAGGGCUUAUUUUUAUUGAGUGUAAUACAUUACAGACGUCACAUUUCACUUCAUGCUGAUUUAUAUGCAAACUCCUCAUGUAAACUGGUUGGUCAUCGUGGUCACUGUUGUUUUAAUACUUUGCCAAAGCAAAAAAUGACCAGCUUAUAUAAGCAGAAAGGGCUACCUGAGAAUCAUUUAUAUUGCAAUGUGUAUUACAAAGCAUUUAUUUGUGUACUAAAUUUAAAUUUAAUAAUAAAGAUAGACAAUAAUAAAGACACAUGCUCUGUU
Puntigrus tetrazona (Sumatra barb) is the source of this 3359-nucleotide messenger RNA. RefSeq names its product solute carrier family 16 member 5a (gene slc16a5a). The record is from RefSeq and is a predicted model, not a curated record. The transcript has 5 exons. Gene Ontology annotation, molecular function: monocarboxylic acid transmembrane transporter activity. NCBI's taxonomy places the organism in Eukaryota, Metazoa, Chordata, Actinopteri, Cypriniformes, Cyprinidae. Gene Ontology annotation, biological process: transmembrane transport; monocarboxylic acid transport. The coding region runs from base 449 to 1993 and encodes 514 amino acids.